UGCCCAUGACGCCGGAGCGAAGUUCUGACAGCUGAUUCUCCAGUCAGUUUAAAUCCAUUCUGAGCCUCCAAACCCUCUGUUUUUGAAGUGAUUCGCAGUCGUACGUGCCUGCUACAGUCUCCGGUUGGAGUUGCAGACGACGCCUUGAACAGAGGAGGGCAGGUUGAUUAUGGUGUAGCACGGAGCGCUAGCUCUUAAGACAGCAGGGUUUUGAGCAGCAGUGCAGUGCAGCGUGGGGCAGAGCGAGGCAGAUCACAGCGGCGUAGCCAUGCUAACCUUGGCCAGUAAGCUGAAGAGGGACGAUGGAGGAAAGACGGGCCGUGCCUCUGGAGCCUCCGACUCCACCCACAGGGUCUCCAUCAGGGACCGCCUCCUUACCAAAGAAGUUGCAGAACUUGAAGCCAAUCUCCCUAGUACAUGCAAAGCCAGUUUCCCAGAUGAGGACAAGCUGCAUCAUUUUCAGCUGGCAGUGUCUCCUGAUGAGGGUUACUACCAAAGUGGAAGGUUUCAGUUUGAAAUAGACGUUCCCGAAGCCUAUAACAUGGUGCCUCCUAAAGUGAGAUGUUUGACUAGAAUAUGGCAUCCUAACAUCACAGAGAAUGGAGAGAUCUGUUUGAGCUUAUUGCGUGAACACUCUAUUGACGGCACAGGCUGGGCCCCCACCAGAACAUUAAAGGACGUGGUCUGGGGAUUGAACUCCUUGUUUACUGACCUGUUGAACUUUGAUGACCCGCUGAACAUCGAUGCUGCAGAACAUCAUCUGAGGGACAAGGAGGAUUUCCGGAAUAAGGUUCAAGAUUACAUCAAGCACUAUGCCAGAUGAUAGAAGCACUUACAUCAGCCUGCACCAAUCAACCAAACUGCUCUACCUUGCCUCUGCUUAUCAUGGCCGACUCCCCGAUGUGUGUGUGACUCAACAGCUGACUCUUUGACUCUUACCACUCCUCUCCUCUUGACACCACAGCCCUGCCUAUGCUCUUCUCUGUUCACCCGAUUGCAAUAAACUUCAUUUGCAGGAACGAAAUGAAAAAAAAUAAAUAAAUAAAAAAUUGUACGUUUAAGAAAGGACUUGCAUACAAAAGAAAAAUAUGCUUUAAUUAUCCUAAACAGUUGAGUGUUACAAUGACCACAAUGUCUGUUCAUUGUGGCAACAUCACUAAAUGCCGGCGCCUCGCUGAGGUGUCCCUGAGCCAGUCGGAAACGAGCCAUGGUAACUAAUGGCAAGGGAUCUGAUGUGAUGAUUCAUCGCCAUAAAAAAAAAAAGUCACAUUUAGCUGUUUUGAAAUUUGAUGAAUCAAGAGAAAGAAUAUCUGUUACUAUCAAUUCUCUGUUCCAGUGCCUGCCAUGUUUGUGUUGCUAAAGAGAAAAUGCAUGUGAGUUUACAAACACACACACACACACAAACACGCAAAAACACACUGUCACGUCCUGUGGUAAGAGGUGAACACAUGUACACACAUUUCUGUACACAUGCCAGUUACACACACACACACACACAGACACUCAAACUGGAACACCCCCAGCCCCACUAGACAGCAUGUGAAUGACCACAUUGUCGUGUUUCAUUAUUCUCCUUGCAUGUGUACACAUACACACACACACACACACACACAUGCACACAGAGACCUUGUGUGUUUUCAGCCCUAGUGGGAUAAAGUACUACUACUAAAACCACAGCCAAAUGUAUUGUACUGUUUUCAGCUUCACAUGGUCUCUGCACCCCUUCUGUCCUCACUUUACUGUUUUUGUCUUUCCUCCAUCUGUCUCUCUGUUUCACACAAACACAACUACGCAUACCUUUUCCCAUUUGAGAAUACAGAGGUUUAUUCAACCUUACAGUGCAGUGAUACAUUUUUGGUAUGAUAGCUCUGUACUUAAGCAUAUUGGGUUUAAAAUGAAACAAUGACUGUGAGUUUAAAGUACUGAUUUAGAUUUUCUAUAACAAAUGGACAGUGUGGGACUUAUAGCUCUUUUUGUACAUAGUCCACCAGGUUUAAUGGACAAAAUGUAAUUUAACAUGUAAACAAGCAGGUACAACAACUAUUUUUUCUAAUAUCAAAGGAUGAAAUGACAAUGUGAAAACAGUAUGACAGUGUGAAAGGGGUCGGAUGUACGAUGUAUGAUUCGGGUGCUUGUACCUCCAGUCUGGUCUUCAAGUGAAGUAAGCACUCAGUUGGAUUGAUGUGAGGGGACUGACCACGAACGUUUGACUGUUUUGCAUAAUUUAAUAAUAUAAAUUCAAUUUUUUGGUCGUUAUGUUCAGGAUCAUUGUCCUAAAAUUUGGUUUAUUUAACUAUAAAAGAACCAGUGAGUCCUACACUGUUCAGUAAAUAUGGACGUGAACACCACUAUAACUGGAAGUCAGUGCUUUAACCUCAUAGUCAUUAUUUCAUUGUACACAAUAACAAGAAUUUCACUGUCCCAAGACUUUAUGACUGCACUGUACAUUGCCUCUUAUUCUGUGUUUGGGAGCUAAGAUAUAGGGUAUGUCUUUUAGAAAGAUAAUACCUCUCUGUGUGUGUGUGUAUAGAGUGUAUGUUUCCACUGUCUGGAUGUGGUUGGAAAAGUCAUCAGCAUAACUUCAGAAAGACAGACAGCAAGCAAACUAACUAGCGACCAAGCUAUUUACCUAAGAAACUGGCGAGUGAGCUUACUAGCUAUCUAACGAGUGAGUGGUUUUCACUCAGUGCAAGUGAGGUUAGCUGACAGUUGGUUAAGAUAAGCCACGGUCACAAAGCUAUUUUUCAUGACAUCCUGUGGAUUAGCUUGCUCGUGACAAUGCUUGUUGGCUCACUCCUUAGCUUGUUAGCUUGAUAGAAAACUUGUAAAGGCACAGCUGUGAGAGUUCGAUGAGGUUUACUGCGUCGUGGGGUGGCUCUGGGGCUUCUUAGCCAACGAGAUAAUGUCAAACUGUCUAUAUAAACGUCUUUCGUUGGGGAUUUUGGCCAUACGGUGCAUGUUCAUGUUCAUUGUGUGUCUGUGUGUGUGUGUGUGUGUGUGUGUGUUUGUGAGUCAGAGAGGGAGAAAGACUGUGCCACCCAGUUAGCCAGUGAGGGUGUGGUAUGUGCGUGCGUGUGCACGUGCGUGUGCGUGCGUGUGUGUGUGUGUGUGUGUGUGUGUGUUCUGCUUGGCCCUGGCUAGCGUUGUGCCUCCAGUUUGAGUCGCAUCUCCUAUUAUCGACUGUUGUCACUCCAUUCAGCUUUGUCGUCACACGUCUGCAUGAGGCAAAGUCUAUGUAAUCUGCCAGGGGUGGAUUUUACUAAGGAUGUCAGAAAUGUAGUUGUUGAGAAUUGAACUUUUAUGUUGGAGGUGUGUGUAAAGAUUGAAAUUUUGUGUUUGUGGAGUGCGUGUGUGAGAGUGUGUGUGUGUGUGUGAGUGUAUGUGUCAGUAUGACGUGUUGAAACGACGUGACUUGUUAGCAUGCUCUGGUUUCCUCUCGCCCCUCUUUUCUUUUUGUUAUUCUGGCCCAGCGUUCAACAGCUCUAAUGUUGUUGUUUUCCUCGUGAAAGUUAACAAAACAACAGACACUGUCAAAAUAAAGGACCUGAGAAAAUGAAAGGUCUGUUGAAAGCAGAUGUGAAUGUGGGCAUUCCAUGGCGUUUUCCUGCAUGGUGAAGGCUAAUGCUACUGCCUAUUAAUAUGAAGCCAUCCUGUGUAGCUGCAAUGACAGUUUAUUGCCUCCAGGAUAUGGUAGCUCAACACUCUGUACUUUAUCUUAGCCUUACUAAUACUCUGACGUUAGCUUCCCGUUGGACACCUUGUCGUUUGUCCUUUAGUUUGGCAGUCAGCAGUGUUUUUAUUUUCCCAGGAUGUUACUUGGGAAUGUCUCUGCUUGGGCUAACUCCAUCUUUGGGCCAGGGGAGAAGAACGACCUGUUCUUCUUCAAAUCCUCAACCUUUUCUUUCUCAGAUUGUAUAUCCAUUUUUUAAGAUAUAUUAAAGAGAAUAUAAAUAAAACAUGUCUUGUUUUA
Seriola dumerili (greater amberjack) is the source of this 3970-nucleotide messenger RNA. It is a transcript of the gene ube2f, whose product is annotated as ubiquitin conjugating enzyme E2 F (putative). Gene Ontology annotation, molecular function: NEDD8 transferase activity. Gene Ontology annotation, biological process: protein neddylation. Bases 269 to 823 code for a protein of 184 amino acids. The transcript is spliced from 10 exons. The record is from RefSeq and is a predicted model, not a curated record. Gene Ontology annotation, cellular component: nucleus. Lineage: Eukaryota; Metazoa; Chordata; Actinopteri; Carangiformes; Carangidae.